This is a messenger RNA of Magnolia sinica, 1563 nucleotides long. Its product is annotated as phloretin 4'-O-glucosyltransferase-like. The record is from RefSeq and is a predicted model, not a curated record. Gene Ontology annotation, molecular function: UDP-glycosyltransferase activity. Lineage: Eukaryota; Viridiplantae; Streptophyta; Magnoliopsida; Magnoliales; Magnoliaceae. The transcript has a single exon. Bases 71 to 1465 code for a protein of 464 amino acids.
CAAAAACCUCUGUCGCCUAUAUAUAUAUAUAUAUAUAUGGAAAUAAAAAGGCCUGCACCACACCCUCUAAAUGGCUGAGGUUCACUUCCUUCUCAUAAGCUUCCCAGCCCAAGGCCACAUCAACCCCACCCUCCAGUUCGCCAAGCGCCUCGCCCGUACAGGUGCCCGCGUCACCUUCGCCACCACCGUCUCCGCUCACCGGCGCAUGCUAAAAUACACCCCUCCGGACGGGCUAACCUAUGCCUCCUUCUCGGACGGCUACGAUAACGGCUUACCCGUCGAUGACUUUGCCAACUACAUGGCGAAGUUAAAGGAAGUCGCCUCGAAGUCCGUCUCCGACCUCAUGCGCACUCUCGCUGACGACGGCCGCCCUGUCACGUGCGUGGUAUACACCCUGCUCCUCCCAUGGGUUGCUGACGUGGCGCGUAUGUUGGACACCUCGUACGUACUCCUAUGGAUCCAGCCCGCAGUGGUUCUGGCCAUUUUUUACCACUACUUCCAUGGCUACGGUGAUCUCAUAAAAAGCAAAAACAGUUACCCUUCUUUUUCAAUAGAAUUACCGGACUUGCCACUCCUCACCAUAAAAGAUCUCCCUUCGUUUGUCAUCCCUCCAUGCAAAUACCCUUUCAUCCUUGCUGUAUUCGAAGAACUCUUCCGAGUCUUGGAGAAGGAAUCCAACCCCAGAGUGCUUGUGAACACGUUUGACGUGCUGGAAGGCAACGUGAUGAAAGCCCUCGAUGAGCUGGAGAUGAUUGGGGUGGGGCCAUUGAUUCCAUCAGCUUUCUUGGAUUCGGGAGAGACGUCGGAUAUUUCCUUCGGCGGUGACAUGUUCGAGAAAUCAACGGACUGCGUCGAAUGGUUGGAUUCCAAACCACCUUCUUCGGUAGUCUACGUGUCUUUCGGUAGCAUUUCGGUGCUACCGGAGCAUCAGAUGACUGAGAUUUUGAAUGGGUUGUUGGAUACCAACCGUCCCUUCUUGUGGGUUAUCAGGGCGGCCGAUAGUGGGGCCGAAACUGAAACCGAUACCAAGUUCUGGAAGAAGGUGAGAGCGACGGAGGACAGGAAACUAGCGUUGGUAGUGCCAUGGUGUUCGCAAGUGGAGGUUCUGUCGCACCCUUCAGUCGGGUGCUUCGUGUCACAUUGCGGGUGGAACUCGACGUCAGAGAGCUUGGCUGUGGGCGUUCCGAUGGUAGGAUUUCCACAGUGGGCGGACCAGCCGACGAAUAUAAAGAUGGUGGAGAGUGUUUGGAAGACGGGCGUGUGUGCCAGGGUUAAUGGAGAUGGGGUUUUGGAAGGUGGAGAGCUGAAGAGGUGUUUGGAUAUGGUGAUGGCAGGAGAGGAAGGAGAAGAGAUGAGGAAGAAUGCUGUGAGGUGGAGGGAUUUGGCGAGGGAGUCUGCUGCUGAAGGUGGCUCUUCGGAUAGGAAUAUUCGAGCAUUUGUGGAGGAAAUUGCACAUCUUCGAUGACAAAGUUUGCCUGGCGACUACUCGUAUGGAUGGGUGAAAAUAACUGACACGUGUCUGAUAGAGUUCACCAACACUUUGCUAAUAAGCUCUUGUGAUAA